CUGUGCAAAAAAAAAAAAAAAAAAAAAAGCCGCCAUGAAAGUACCUGCAAAUGAUAAUCCCAUUGACUUCAAUUCUCAUCUCCUUCAAUCUCUUCUUGAUUCCAUACCCAACACUCAAAGCUUCAAAGGCAAAUGGUCUUUAAUUAAAACCAAACUCAACACACUCCAAUCUCACCUUUCUGAUUUAGCCUCCAUCAACCCUCUCUACAGCGAUCUCCUUAACGCGCUUGCCAUCACUCUCUCCGACGCGCUUUCACUCUCUUCCAUUUGCCAUAGCGUAAACCCUCCAAAACUCAAGACCCAAAACAAUAUCGAUUCAGUUUCCGCAAGACUUGAUAAUCAUGUUAGAGAUUUAGAAGUUCUUGUUAAAAGUGGAGUGCUAAACGAAAACGGUACCGUUUCAAGCAUUACUUCAAAAAGGGAGAAUAUACGCACUGAAUCAAGGAAUCUAAUAACUCGUCUUCAGAUCGGGACAACUGAGUCAAAAAACACAGUGUUAGAUUCAUUACUUGGGUUAUUACAAGAAGACGACAAAAAUGUGUUAAUUGCAGUAACACAAGGUAUUGUUCCAGUGCUCGUGCGUUUACUGGAUUCCAGCUCAUCACAAGAAAUCAAGGAGAAAACAGUUACAGCUAUUGCUAAAAUCUCAACCGUUGAUUCUAGUAAACAUGUUUUGAUCGCUGAAGGUUUGGGUAUACUGAAUAAUCUUUUAAGGGUUCUUGAAUCUGGAAGUGUUUUAGGUAAAGAAAAUUCAUGUAUUGCUUUACAAGCAUUGGGACAUACAAAGGAAAAUGCAAGGGCAAUUGGGUCAAGAGGUGGAAUUUCAUCUUUGUUAGAAAUUUGUCAAAAUGGGACACCUAAUUCACAAGCUAUGGCUGCUUCAGUGUUAAAGAAUCUAGCUGUUUUUCCAGAAAUUAAAGAGAAUUUUCUCGAGGAAAACGCGGUUAUGGUUCUUUUAAGGUUGUCGAAUUCAGGGACAGCGUUAGCCCAAGAAAAUGCGAUUUCUUGCUUGUGUAAUUUGAUUUCUAGAGAUAAUAAUAUGAAACUAUUGGUUGCAAGGGAAGGUGGAAUUGAAAGUAUUAAAAAUUUCUGGGAUUCUGCUCCUUCAGUGCAAAGUUUGGAGGCACCUGUUCUUAUGAUAAGAACAUUAGCUACUUGUCCAUCUGUAGCUGAGGUUAUUGUGGAGAAGGAAUUUUUACCGAGGAUUGUUGGGGUUCUGAGUUGUGGGGUUUUGGGUGUAAGGAUUGCUGCAGCGAAAGCGAUUUAUGAUUUGGGAUACAACACGAAAACCCGAAAAGAAUUGGGCGAAAUCGGGUGUAUUCCGUUACUGGUGAGGUUGACUGAAGGUAAGGCUGUUGAAGAGAAAGAAGCAGCUGCAAAAGCAUUAUCGAAUUUGAUGAGUUAUGCGGGGAAUCGAAAGAUUUUCAGGAAGGAAGAAAGGAGUAUUGUGAAUGCAGUUCAGCUUUUAGAUCCUGUGGUAACAAAUUUGGAUAAAAGGUAUCCUGUUUCGUUAUUGGCUUCGCUUGUGUACUCGAAGAAUUGCCGGAAACAAAUGGUGGCUUCGGGUGCUUGUGUGCAUUUGCAAAAGCUAGCUGAAAUGGAGAUUGAUGGAUCUAAAAAGCUCUUGGAUUGUCUUGGUCGAGGCAAAAUCUGGGGAGUUUUUACCAGACAUUGAGCAACAAUGCAAUCAAUCUGUAUGUAUAAUAAAGUCAAGUUCUUUUUUCUUUUCCUCUAAAUUAAAUUUUACGAUUUGUAAUUUCAAAGUUCUUGAUCAUGUUCAUAGAUAGUGGUUAUUAGUUAGUGGUAGAGAAAAAAGUAAAUGUUGGUUAGUAGGCUAGAUUGCUACUAGAAAGAUAAUAUCUUUGGGUUGUUGACCUAACUUGAUAGGUGUUUUUUUUUUUUCUACAAAAAACUCAAUAAAUUAAGUGAAGACGCCUUCUCUUUGA
Messenger RNA from Lycium ferocissimum, 1946 nucleotides. RefSeq lists its product as uncharacterized. The coding region runs from base 35 to 1675 and encodes 546 amino acids. The transcript has a single exon. The record is from RefSeq and is a predicted model, not a curated record. Gene Ontology annotation, molecular function: protein binding. Lineage: Eukaryota; Viridiplantae; Streptophyta; Magnoliopsida; Solanales; Solanaceae.